AUGUCAAGCCCGGAAGAAGAGGAAUCUGCUCAAGUUCUAGAAUGUGAACCCCAGAUGAACAUUCUUUUCUCGGCUCCCGAUUUCACCGUGCCUUCCCCGGACAAGGUCGAUGGAAUGGUUAACCCCGACAACAUUAUCUUUAACUGGGGCGGCGUGAGGAUAGCGAGAAUAUCACCCGAAAUUGUCGUCAAAUUCGGAACCCAUGUCACAUUGACCGAGGCGAAAAACAUGAUCCUAUUUGAUACUUACAUCUUCAUGACUUUCGAGGAAGGUCAGAGUCUCGAUAAAGUCUGGGAAUCUUAUGAUGAGAACACAAAAGCCCAUGUUACCAACCAGCUCAAGCAAUAUUUCUGCGAACUUCGCAAGAUCGACGGCAACUACAUAGGCUCCGCUGAUUCCGGUCCCAUUAUGGAUCCGAUCUUUGAGACUUACCACGACAAAGGACCCUUUGACUCCGAAGAAGCUUUUAAUAACGCAAUCGUCGAUGCCUAUCAAUCCAAAGCACCAAGAUGUCACAUCAAGAGUUUCCUAUCCGGUAUGCUGUGCCAAAACAAACACCAGAUCAAAUUCACCCACGGAGACCUACGCCUCCAGAAUAUCAUAGUCAACGAUGGAUUUGUCAGUGGGAUUGUGGAUUGGGAGUUUAGUGGCUGGUAUCCUGAAUACUGGGAAUUUUCCAAAGCUCUCUGUCUGGAGGUGGCAAAAUGA
Messenger RNA from Penicillium psychrosexuale, 708 nucleotides. RefSeq lists its product as uncharacterized. The record is from RefSeq and is a predicted model, not a curated record. NCBI's taxonomy places the organism in Eukaryota, Fungi, Ascomycota, Eurotiomycetes, Eurotiales, Aspergillaceae. The transcript is spliced from 3 exons. The coding region runs from base 1 to 708 and encodes 235 amino acids.